This is a messenger RNA of Vespula pensylvanica (western yellowjacket), 2410 nucleotides long. RefSeq lists its product as uncharacterized. Lineage: Eukaryota; Metazoa; Arthropoda; Insecta; Hymenoptera; Vespidae. The record is from RefSeq and is a predicted model, not a curated record. The transcript has 3 exons. The coding region runs from base 436 to 1407 and encodes 323 amino acids.
GAGGGAGGGAGGGAGGGAAGCAUUUCAAGUGGGAAACUUUCCUCAGAAGCUAUGCCAACUACGAUUUUGUUGGUAUAACAACGGAAAGGAAAUACGUCAGAGCAUAACAUAAUGGCACCGUCGACGAAAAAACCAAAGGAACGUAAAGUCGCGGAACAAGCUAAACGAAACUCUUACUCUCGUCGAUGGUGCUGCAAUUGUCACUGUACGGACGCUCGGUCACGUUUGCGAGAAGAGAUCGACGUGCAAGAACUAAUUUGGAAACUUUUAAAUAUUACGAAACAUAACCAAGGUGAUGCGAAACAAUAGCACUAUUUGAAGGAUCGUUUAAAAGUUUAACUUAGCAGAGUAUGCAAGCAAAGUCUACGAUAUAUGUAGAUUGUGAUAAUAGGGAGAGCAAAGGAGAGAGCAACGUGGCCGCUAUCUCGAAGAAGAAUGCAACGCGAGAGAAGCGAGCGUUAUUUACGUAUGUCCCCGUUCGAGAGUGUUUCGAUAUCGCGUGCUAGCUCGGAAUCCGAAGCAGCCACUUUGGAGAAUCUGAGAGAAGCGACGGAUGCCGCGAGCAGCAAUUCCUUCGUGGAAAGCAUCGGGCCACGCUCGAUAGACGCUAGCAGAACUUUGUUAAACAAACGAUCCAUCCUCCAAGUCAUUAACAAUUACAUCAAGGCUGGCAUCGAGGAAGGUAAACGACAAGCAAAAAUCUAUAUCCGCAAGGCACUCUGGUUCGGCGUGAAAUCGGGAUACCUGAUUCCUGCAGACUCUCAGGGGCAAGUACUCAAGGUAUCCCCCACCUUGGCCAAUUCCACGAGAAGAAUCGGCAGGGAGUUGCGAAGGAAAAGACUUCGAGCACGUAAGCUCGACGACAACGGCCUCGAAACGGUUCAACGAAAGACCCGAAGGAACUCCUUCUCGCGAUAUACUAAAAAAUCUCGCGACGUAUCCACCGACUCCGCGGUGUCUCGGCGAAACGUUCAAAAAUCUAAACGUAAGAGAAACGUUGCUCGUCUCCCUAAGAGCGACAAGGAUAAACCGGGGCGUCGGUCAAGGAAGGAAACGAGGACGGGAAGAAUCGAGAAACGAGCCGAGAGAAACGAACCGAACGAUCGAUUCUCGAAGGAGUCCUUCAAGGAACGUCGGACGAUUUCGAAAUCAGCCUCGAAAGGGAACGUUCGAAACGAUCUCGAUCUUAACGAUAGAAAUUGUUCGGAGAACGAGGAAAAGCGUCAGAACAAACGAGAGCUCAAGGAGGUUCGUAGCGAAUUCGUGGGAUGCCCGAUCCCGAAGCAUCGAGCGUUCCUGCUGACGGAUCGAGAAAGCGAGUCGAGAGACGAAGUCGAAGAAGGAGAAAAGAGAGGGAACAACGAGGAUCAACUGGACGAUUCCGUUUUAAAGAGAAGCGAGGGAUAAGAAUUUCGAAGGGACGUAAUAAUCUUCUCGAUGCCGCUAGACCACGACGACGCUUUGUCGACGAAAAGUGGAUGCUUUCGAUCCAAUUUUUUAUAUUCGCUUUCAGUUUUAUCGUUUUCUUUUAUUUCUACUCGGAAUCUAAAUAUAUAUAUUUGACAACGCUUUCGACAUUUUUCGCGCAGACACUUGCGACAUUCCUAUAGAAGCAAGUAAAACGAAGGGAGGUCGAGCCAAGUGCCAGACGAGACGUGCCGUUUCGGUACGGCUACCUGCCAUCGACGGUUGGAUCGCCCUCGCGUCGCUUUUCGUUAUCGCUUGCUAUACGUUCGGAAGUUGGCGAUUUGUCUCGAACCAUUUCUUCGUACGUCGAAUGUCGAGGGAGAAAAAAGAAGGAAAAAAAAGAAAAAUAUGACAGGUCGGUCGACUUAUCGCGGCUAGAUCGGUCCUACACAUCCCUCGUUCCAUCUUUUUCCGAUCGUUCGAAAGUUCCUUAUCAAACAAAAUUACUAUCGCGUUUGGACUGGUAACGAAUAUAAUCGAAAAAAUACGAAAAAAAUAUCGAAAUACGAACACGAAUUUUUACUCCUGACCAUCGAACCUCUCUUCUCGUACGGAAUUUACGAGCGACCAGCGACGUACGUAUUCCAAAUUUCAACAUUAUUUUCCUUUAAGCGCUAAUAAGAUAGGACGGAACGCCAACGAGAUAACGUUACGCGUUAAACAACCAACCUACCUACGGUACGCGCGUUGUGUAUAACGACGUGGCAUGCCAGUGACCCAUAUUUCAGGUAAUAAUUUAUUCCUUAAGGUCAGUAGUCAGUGGCAUCGAUUCUUCUGUAUUACGUCCACCUCUCGUCGGCACACUCGUGUUCGGCUUUAGGUCUAAAAAGGAACGAAACGAAAAAAGAGAUUCGCCUCGUCGCCAAUUCAGCCGAAAGAGAAGCUCGAGGUUUCGCAAUAUUUCUCAACUCCAACGAAUGAUAUUUAUAUUUUGAAGUUUUGC